CCUCUCCUCCUCAUCCCUCACUCCUCAAGUCGUCACCUCAUUCGUCGAUAUCGUACAUAGCAACAUACAUAUCGCCUAUCGUACUAACUUAUCGCUUUUAAGACAACAUUCAUCUGACGCGUUUGGUUUCUCUCCCUCAUCAUCAUGACUGACGCGUUUAUGGAAGAGAGGACCCCUUUGGUCGCGAUCAGAAGUGCAAAUGUGAAUAGAGAUGGAAGUCAACUCACCUCUUCAGGUCUUUCGCCGACAAAGCCAGUCAAAUCUGUCAAUCAAGUCUUGCCACGCGCUCGUUUAUCAUUCGAUAGCAACGCUUCUUUGUCAAUUCAAGAUGACAAGAUCGGUUUAAUUCCAAUUGCAAGAACAAGUAUGCCACCCCCAAAUGCUGCCAAUCACGAUCAUGUGAUCUAUUGUCGCAAAUCUAUCGCUUUAUUAUUGGGUCGUGCUCGUGCUGUUGGUCAAGAUGAAGAAGAUGAAGCCUUACAGUCUCAAGAAACACGCGAUGCCGUUGGUGGUAUUCCGGCCAUCCGGAUCGCAUUGCCAAACACUGCUAGACAUGUUUCGCGUGAUCAUUGUAUCAUCUACCAUACUCCUUUCGGUGGAUCAUCGUGGGCCGUUAAGAUUCUUGGACAGAAUGGCUUGAUCGUGGACGGGAAACGUCAUCGAGCUGGAAGUAUUCUACGCGUAAGAAGUGGACAAACGUUGAUCGAUUUCUUUGGAGGCGUUCGUGCUCUAUUUCUCGGGGAUGGUCAUUCUACUAAGCAAUCAAAUGUACAUGCAAAUGCUAAAGUGCAAGAUGGUCGGAGUCCAAGCAAAAAGCUUGCCACCGCUCGUGUUUCAUUGGGACAAAAGGGUGAUGAAUUACGCAAUGCAGCCGCUCAAGUUGUGAGCGGACAAAAGAAUGGCGGCGAAAGUAGAAAGUACAUUGGAAAUGUACAAAAGCGUCCUGCCGGGGCCCCAUUGAGUCCGCCAACAUCAUCACCUGCACCAUUCGAUGCAUCCUCUUCUCCUUCUUUGGCUAGAUCGGUGUUCGGAAAGCGUCAAAGCUUGUUACCUUCUUCUUCGCCCAACAAUGCAAAUGAAGAAAUUGAAGAAGACAAUGAGGAUGAAGAGGAAGACGAGGAAAUGCUCAAUUCGCCUCGUGCUACCUCUCCUACCUUGCAGCGUCGUGCUAACAAAUCAAGCGCAGAUGAUAGUGGCGUAUUGAUGUGCGAAAUUGAUGAUAAUCAACAAGGCAUAAGUACACCUAUCGAAAGCGAAGAUGAAGCAAGUCAAGCUUUACAAGCAACUUCCAAACAAUCUGCAAAGAUGCACAAACGGACGAUCAGUCUCGCAAAUAAACCCAAGUCAUCAAGAUCACCUAAUGGCACGCCUCAACGUACUAUCCGUGAUCCCAAGAAGGUCAAAUUUAACAAGGAUAGUCGAUCAGGAACACCUACAGCAACACCUGCCUCAACAAAUAAAACCGCUGCCACUCUGCAUCCAGCACGAAUGCAGGCAAUCCAAACUCACUUUAGAGCACUUGUGGGAAUAUUGGCAGAAAGUUAUGAUUUGCAAGGAUUAUUAGCAGGCGCGAUUGUUUUCCAUAGAACGGCUACAAUCAGUGCAACUGAAGCUGUUCGAUCUGUGUUGAGUUCCAACCCAGGUCUGAUGCGUGGAGAAGUUGGACCGGACGGAGGAGAAAAUGUGAAAGUGGAAAGAGGAAGUAUUUUAUCAGGGUGGACGUACGAUAAUUUGAUCGAGAACAAGUUGAUCAAAACGGAAGAAGCUGAUAAAGAACGUGUAGAGAUUUGGCAAAGGAAAGCAUGGCGUGAACGAUUGGAAGAUUGUUUGAUGGAAGGAGAAUGUUUUGGUAUCAUUCAACGUGCAGGAAAGGAUGCAAGUGGAAAUCCUUUGGAAUGCUGGUAUUAUUAUGAUAAAGAGCUUGAUCCUGACAGUCAAAGGGCAGCCAAUUUGGGUGCUUUUGUUAAACCAAUGCGAGCUGCAUUAAAGACACAUAAGCCAAUCUUUUGGCGAAAGUCUGCUUAUGGAACGACUUCGGAUGAUGUGAAAGCAUUGCAAAUGCAAGAAGGACAACAGCAACAAUUGACAGCAGCCGCUUCAAAUCUGAUUGGAGGUGCAAGUGAAUCACAAUGGGGAUCUUCUGGAAGUACUUUGAAUUCGGCACUUUUGACUUCUCAACAACCUAACAAGAAUGAGCAAAAAGCUGCAGACAAUGCUCGUCAACAAUCUGUCAAAAGAGUAUGGGAAGAAACUCAGUUUGAGGAGAACGAACAGACGUGGGAUAAAGAAGGUGAUUUAGAUUUUGAAGUCAGCAAUGGUCGUCGUAUUAAACGUAAAAAGUAGUCUAUCGAAUCAUGUUUGCUAUCUUAUCAUAUCAUUACAACUCAAUUGC
This is a messenger RNA of Meira miltonrushii, 2392 nucleotides long. RefSeq lists its product as uncharacterized. The record is from RefSeq and is a predicted model, not a curated record. Bases 145 to 2343 code for a protein of 732 amino acids. Gene Ontology annotation, molecular function: protein binding. The transcript has a single exon. NCBI's taxonomy places the organism in Eukaryota, Fungi, Basidiomycota, Exobasidiomycetes, Exobasidiales, Brachybasidiaceae.